This is a messenger RNA of Zea mays, 1556 nucleotides long. RefSeq lists its product as uncharacterized. The transcript has 12 exons. NCBI's taxonomy places the organism in Eukaryota, Viridiplantae, Streptophyta, Magnoliopsida, Poales, Poaceae. Bases 86 to 1354 code for a protein of 422 amino acids. Gene Ontology annotation, molecular function: hydrolase activity. The record is from RefSeq and is marked validated.
GCACUUUCGGCUCGUAGCUACACUACACUACAAGCGCGCGCGAGCAACGUCGUCGUCGUCGUCAGCCACAUUGAGCCAUACAUGCAUGGCGAUUGCAGAGCACACGCCGUCGUCGUCGUCGCCUUUCCGGCAGCAUCGACCCACCGGAUGGGUCACGUUCACGGCGGCAACGCCACUGCUCGCGCUGCAGCUGGCCCUGCUGGCCGCCUUGGUUAUGGCGACGGACCCUUCACCUUCUCCGGAGCUCGUCGAGCUGACGCUCCUCACCGGCGCGCGGGAGAAGGGCGCAGUGUGCUUGGAUGGAAGCCCGCCGGGCUACCACUUGCAGAGAGGCUUCGGCUCCGGAUCCCACAGCUGGAUCGUCUAUCUUCAGGGAGGAGCUUGGUGCAGCAGUAACACCACAGACACAGAAACUUGUUCCGAGCGUAAGAUGACCGCCUAUGGCUCGUCCAAGCUUAUGGGAGCAGUAACCUUUGAUGGGAUAUUCAGAAACCAGCAGCCUCAGAAUCCUGAUUUCUACAACUGGAACAAAGUCUACGUAAGGUAUUGCGACGGGGCGUCAUUUUCUGGGGACGCGGAGGGUGAAGCACAGGACGGAACUAAGCUGUUCUUCAGAGGAUCGCGCAUCUGGGACGCAGUCGUCGAUGAACUCAUGGGAAAAGGAAUGGACGCCGCUGAACAGGCCUUGCUCGCAGGCUGCUCUGCUGGCGGUCUAGCUACGCUACUGCACUGCGACGAUUUCCGCGCGAGGUUUCCGCAGGAGGUCCCGGUCAAAUGCCUUCCUGAUGGCGGAUUCUUCCUGGACAUAAAGGAUUUAUCAGGAGAAAGGCACAUGCGGUCGGUGUUCAGUGGAGUUGUUCAGCUUCAGAAUGUUAGCGGAGUUCUGCCCAAGCGCUGCCUGGCGAAGAAGGACCCAGCAGAGUGUUUCUUCCCCGCUGAACUUAUCAAGAGCAUCAGCACCCCCACGUUCAUCGUGAACUCGGAAUACGAUUCUUGGCAGAUCGCGAACGUUGUCGCGCCCGACGGAUCCUACACUGGAGACGCGUGGACGAGCUGCAGAGACAACAUUCGGAACUGCAGCUCCGAGCAGAUGGACGUGCUGCAUGGGUUCAGGGCGGAACUCAUCAGGGAGCUGAAGGUUGCCGAAGGUGAGCGGGAAUGGGGGCUGUUCGUCGACUCGUGCUUCACGCACUGUCAGACCCAGUCGAGCGACUGGUGGCAUUCGCCCACCUCCCCGAGGCUCGGUAAUCAGACUGUUGCAGAGGCUGUUGGGGACUGGUACUUUGGUAGAAGGCGGGUAGUGAAGCAGGUCGACUGCGAGUACCCUUGCAACCCCACGUGUAGCAUUCAGUAGCUGUGAGCUGGCUUCUUCUUCGUGACCGCCAUUGCACCGAGCUGAGAUUCAUGGGAGUCCUUGUUUCCUCCACUCUCGUAUUUGAUUUGUCGUUGUUAGAAAACCAGUUACAUUUUAAUCUAGAGAACGAUACAUAAAUGUUACCGACAAUACGUACAAGUGUGUGUAAACUUAGCAUGUUGAACAAAGCAUAGGGAAACAU